Lolium perenne is the source of this 1798-nucleotide messenger RNA. RefSeq names its product polypyrimidine tract-binding protein homolog 1. The record is from RefSeq and is a predicted model, not a curated record. NCBI's taxonomy places the organism in Eukaryota, Viridiplantae, Streptophyta, Magnoliopsida, Poales, Poaceae. Gene Ontology annotation, molecular function: RNA binding.
CCUUUUCCCUGAAGCACACGCGGUCCUCUUCUGCCCCGCUGCGAACGAAAAGCACAAGUCAGUCCCUACACGCAGACGGCGAACCCUAGCUUCGCCUCCUUCGCCCAGCGAGAUGUCGUCAUCCGGCGGCGGCGGGCAGCAGUUCCGGUACACGCAGACGCCGUCCAAGGUGCUGCACCUGCGGAACCUGCCGUGGGAGUGCACGGAGGAGGAGCUCGUCGAGCUCUGCAAGCCCUUCGGCCGCAUCGUCAACACCAAGUCCGGCGUCGGCGCCAACCGCAACCAGGCUUUCGUCGAGUUCACCGAUGUUAAUCAAGCCAUUUCAAUGGUUUCUUAUUUUGCAUCAUCUUCGGAACCAGCGCAAAUUCGAGGAAAAACUGUGUACAUUCAGUAUUCAAAUAGGCAAGAAAUAGUUAACAACAAGAGCCCUGGAGAGACUGCUGGAAAUGUGUUGCUUGUUACCAUAGAGGGUGUUCAAGCUAAUGAUGUCACCAUUGACGUGAUCCACUUGGUUUUCUCUGCUUUUGGUUUUGUUCACAAAAUAGCCACUUUUGAGAAGGCUGCAGGUUUUCAGGCACUAAUCCAGUAUACUGAUUCGCCCACUGCUUCAGCCGCAAGAGAAGCCUUGGAUGGAAGAAGUAUCCCAAGGUACUUGCUUCCGGAUCAUGUAGUAUCUUGCCACUUGCGGAUAUCUUUUUCUGCACAUAAAGAUUUGAAUAUUAAGUUCCAAUCACACCGCAGCAGAGAUUAUACCAACCCCUACCUCCCAGUUAACUCCUCUGCCAUCGAUAGUACAUUGCAGCCUGCUGUUGGUCCCGAUGGGAGGAGGGUGGAGGCUGAAGGCAAUGUUCUUCUUGCGUCAAUUGAGAAUAUGCAAUAUGCGGUUUCAGUGGAUGUUCUCCAUACUGUGUUCUCUGCAUUUGGCGUAGUCCAGAAAAUUGCUAUUUUCGAGAAGAAUGGUGGAACACAAGCUUUGAUUCAGUACCCUGAUGUAAGUACGGCCACAGUUGCGAAGGAAGCAUUAGAGGGGCAUUGCAUCUACGACGGUGGCUACUGUAAGAUUCACCUGUCAUACUCUCGUCAUACUGAUCUCAAUGUAAAGGCUCACAGUGACAAGAGCAGGGAUUACACAAUCCCAGAAGGAGCACAGCAAGCAGCACCACAGUCAGCCGGUCUACCACCUACAUCAGCUGGGUGGCAAGGUAAUCCUCAAGCAGGUGGACCAUACGGACCACCUGGUGUCCCUGCUCAAAACCACAACACCAACGGACAAAUGCCAAAUUGGAAUCCAGGCAACUCAGGGUACCCACCAGCUCCUGGGAAUUCAGGGUACCCACCAGCUCCUGGGAACUCAGGGUACCCACCAGCUCCAGGCCAGUAUCCUGGCCAGAUGUACUCCGCCCCGCCACAGUAUGCGCCAUCAGGGGGCUUCUCAGCCCCUCCUCCGCCACCACCUCAUGAGAUGCACUCUUCACAGCAGCGUGAGAUGCAUCCUUCACAGCAGAUGCCACCUGCGCAUCAUGGAAAUCAGCAAGGACCGGCAGGUGCCCCUGGAACUGGCCAACCUCCGUAUUACCACAAUUAAGUUAAAUGUGUUUUCAUGACUGUACCUUGGCCAUUUCUGAUUCAGUUAUGGCGCUAUGUAAUUCUGCAGUACCGCCAUCUGGGUAAUGCUUUUAACCCCUUCUGUCCUUCCAUGAAAUAUUUUUGUCAAUGUAUUCUCACUCUUUGCAUUUCGUUGGUACCACAAAUUGGAGAGCUGCUCUGUUAAAAUGCAAAAAAAGGUCUUUAUUUGUUA